This is a messenger RNA of Siniperca chuatsi (mandarin fish), 8958 nucleotides long. It is a transcript of the gene ushbp1, whose product is annotated as Usher syndrome 1C binding protein 1. The transcript has 14 exons. Lineage: Eukaryota; Metazoa; Chordata; Actinopteri; Centrarchiformes; Sinipercidae. The record is from RefSeq and is a predicted model, not a curated record. The coding region runs from base 208 to 2322 and encodes 704 amino acids.
CUUACUUCAUUCAUCACACUAAACACUGUUUGGCAGACAUGCAGAGAGCAGACUGCAGUAGUGGCUGACUAACUAUUGGAAAAUAUGCUGACACAAAACAGCAGGACUGAAGAAAACAUGGUCUCAUUUUGUCAAAUGUUUAAUUGUAGGCAGUGAACGACCACAACAGGAACUAAAUCACUGCUGCACACAUCAGGAUCAAGAAGUAUGGAGGAUUCCAGCCUGGUCAGAUGUGACAGCCUGGAUACUGGGUCAGGGUGUGAUGGGGAGGUGAUGACCCUGAUCGACCAUAUGACCCUUGACCCUGAGGAUUCUGACCCCACAGCAAAUCUCGAGCCUUCACCAGCAGAACUGGCUCAGUGUGAGGCUGAAGUGGGCACGCUGCUCAGCAUCAUUGCUGAACUGAACAAGAAAAUGGGGUCAUUAAAGGCACCAAGUGAACAAGGGGACCUGAGACCACCACGACCAUCCAGGCCUCUGGUUCCAGACCUGCUGUCCCACAGGCUGGCAAGAAGCAGCCCAGAGAGGAACACUGCCUCUGUUGCCACAUCUAAACCUCCAAUGACUGGCCGAGGAGGCAGUGGGGUAGUGUGGACUAAACUCCAGGAGGUUUUAUCAUCAGUGGAGGACUCCAUCAGCUGUAAAAGGUCCUGGGCAGCCCCCAUCACAGCUUCUGACCAGGACAAGCACAAAGAGCAUCUGAGAGCAGCCCAGGAGAGCUGUGUUAAGGCCACUCAGAUAUUAGAGGACAUGGAAAGAGAGUUUGGGAUUUCAUGCCCAUCAGGCCUGCCAAAGGACCAGUCUCAGGAAGACAUCCUGGAUCUGGAGAAGUGUGACUCUGCUCUCAGAAGCACCUUGCAGAGUCACCGGAAGGAGCUGGAAAGAGCACAAAGCGCCAUCAGCCAGUUGGACGAGGAGAAGAACAAGCUGGUUUGUCUCCAUAAGGACUGGAGGUCAGACAGUCGCUCUCCUUCCUACCGGCCCACUUCUGGAGCUCUCAGUCCAGACUGGGCCUCUCCUCCCUUCCCUGGUUCGCCUUUAUUCCACAGAAGAACAGCCAGAGCUGUAACACCUCUGUCUGUGGGUGGGGAUGGUUCUCCACUGGGCUCUGUUAACUCUUGCAGUUCUUGUCCUAGCCCCAUCAGCCUGGAGUCUGAGACAGAUCGACUGAACAGGUGCAUUGAGAGGCUGAGGGCCAGAAAUGAACGGCUGACUGCAGCUCUGGAGCGAAGGAAGGGAGAGUCAGAACAGAUCAGCAUUACACUCAACAGACUUGAGGCUGACUGCUCUGCCCUGCAGAUGGCUCUCAGAUACUGUGAGGAGUGUGAAGAGGCCUACAGCGAGCUGCUGUCACUUUAUGACGCCAAGAAGCAGCAAAGCAUUCCUCUGCAGACAGACUCAGCAGAGGCAGUCAGUGACAGGCAGCAGCCUGACAGUCCAUCAGCUCAGCUCAGGAAAAUGGGAACUGAAGAGCUAUCCACCUCCUUCUCAACAGCAGGGGUCACAGAGGAGACGGAAACACAGAGUCAUGCAGGGCAGAGGAGAUAUGAGCUAGUGGAGCGAGAGGCUGUUCUCCGUCAGCAAAUUGAGCGCCUGAAGAGGGACCGGGCAGCCAUUUGUCUACCUAAGCCGAGCUCAGGAGUUGAGGGCAAAAUUAAUGCCGAAACUGGUCACCUGGCUGGAUCAAGAGGGGGACAUGUGACUAAAGAUUAUGCAAAACCUCCUGAUACCAAGAAAGAGAAGGCUUCCCUCUUCUAUGAACUCAUCUCUGUCAGGGAGGAGAUGUCAGAUCUGCGCUCUCUAAUCCGCCUCAAGGAGAAAGAGCUGAGGUGUCUGGAGUGGAGUUUAAUGGCCCAGAAGGCCCAGGAAGCAGUUGGAGCUUUUGUUCCAGAAAGCCUCAGAGAGGAGCUGGAGGAUCGUAAGACCGAACAACAGAGGCGCUGUGAAAAUGCAGCUCAACUGGGUAGUGAUGGGGACAUCGCUAGGUCUCGAACCAGACCCAUUCUGAAAGAGCUGCAGGCCGUUCUGCAAAGGGAACAAGCCCUAAAGAAGAGACUGGCUUUAGUCCAUGACUCCCUAAACACAGCUCUGUCAGAUAGCACCUCCCACAGAAGGGACAACGGAGAGCAGAUUGCUCGGCUCACACAAGCUCACAGUAAAGCCUUGAGUUCGUACCGGCAGAUUCGCAGGAAGUACCGGGAGCAGGUGUGGAGGCUGGAGCAGAAAGUGGCAGCCAUGACGGAGAGUCACCACCACCAGAGUGGAGCACCGAAAGCUGCAGGGGAGGCCUUGGAGUGGAGGAGGGAAGAGACUGUUCUGUGAUCCUGUGAUCCUUCAAUCAGAUAAUCAGUCUUCUUAAUUUUGCCACAUCAACUACAAUGUACAGCCCUGCUGAAUUCAAGUCACUCAUGUGUUUUUUUUUAUUUGUGAAGUUAUUGCACCACACAGAUUAAAGUUUCAUCACUGCAGAAUUACAUUUUAAAGCCAUGCUCGGAGCUUAACUAUAUGGAUGGUAAUGUCGGUCGGUUGGCUGGUCAGGCCACCACUUCGGUCGAGACUGAAAUACCUCAACAACUGUUGUCUGGAUUGUUGUGAAAUUUAGUACAGAUAUACAUUGCGCCCAGAGGAUAGAUCCUAAUGACUUUGGUGAUCCCCUGAUUUUUCCUCUAGCGCCACCAUGAGGUUGACAUUUGUGGCUUUGAGUGAAAUGUCCCAACAAAUAUUAGAUGGAUUGCCAUGAAAUUUGGUACAUACACUCAUGUCCUACUCAGGAUGAACUGUAAUAACUUUGUAGAUCCCCUGACUUUUCAUCUGGUGUCAUCAUCAGGUCAAACUCAGUUUGUCCAGUUCUUUGGUUGAUUAUUACUUAUUAUUAUUAUUUAUUUUACCAAUUUCCUGCUAAACUAAUAACAUUUAGUGUUUAGUGCUAAUUAGCAAAUGUUAGUAUGCCAAAAUGCUAAACUAAAAUGGUGAACAUGGUAAACAUUAUACCUGCUUAAUAUCAACAUGUUAGCAUUGUCAUUGUGAGCAUGUUAGCAUGCCGACAUUAGCAUUUAUCUCAAAGCACCGCUCUGCCAAAGUACAGUCUACUAGCCUACGCAGAGCUACUAGCAUGGCUGACUGUUAGUCUUGUUAAUAAGAUAUGUUAAGAAAAUAUAGUUGUACUUACUUUAUUUACUUUCUAUCCUUGUAAAGAGAUAUUUAUCUAUCUAUUUAUCUUUCAACCCAUCAAUGACAACUACAGCAGUCUGUCAUUAGCUCUUGAGAAGUAAAUAAGUAUUUAGGGCCGUAGAGCAUGGAAAGCACAGCCUGCUCUGCCUUUUCAAACCUUGUGAGAGUUACCAAUAAACUGAACAGGAUUCCAAAGCAUUACAGGUCUAACAGGACUCACGCAUCACAAGACACAUGCCAGAGAAACAGCUGUCAUGUAGUCAUGAAUGUGUUAGGCUGACUCAAGAACUGAACCCGAGAGCGCACAUGUCCUUUUUCUCGUACAAUUUAACUCUAUAAAGCCACUCCCGGCCGACCGUGCUGUCCCGACAAAGCUCCGAGAAGGGGGAGGGGGGCCAGGACAAUGGCACACAUGAUGUGCACACAAAAUGUACGGCCAGCCCAUUUGUCUUCUAGCACUUUCAUGGUUCUCUCUCUCUCUCUCUCUCUCUCUCUCUCUCUGCCUUUCACUAUGUCCACUUCUCUUAAACUGUCAGUUUACCCUAAUUACACUGAAAACAUUUUCAUACUUAUUUCUAGUAGCCAUGCAAAUAGUUUAAGAUUUCUCAGAUACUAGGUGACAUCUUCUUUCAUCACGAUGAACAUGGGCACUUAUUUUGAGUCAAUCCCACAUACACCAUUCUACUGCUGUAAGUAUUAUCUAGAACUCAAAAGGUGUUUUUAUUUGAGUGCAAAAUAUGUGCAGUUCCCCUUUAAAGGAAAUAUUUUGGACAGAAAUUGGGGGAAAGUGGGUCAUUUGCAUAAAACACACUUUUAAAAUAAUUAUUUUUCUCAAAUCUGGAAACAACAAAAUGUGACAGUAGUACAAAUAAAACAUGAUAUAGAACAAAACAUUGUCAAGGAGAACUCAUAUAUACAUAUACUUUCUUAUUUCCAGUUAUUACAUAUUUAAACAGUUAAUUGAUAAUACAGUAUUUUAAUUGAUUAUUAAUAUUGAGACAUUAACACAUUUUGGUUUUGGUCAUUUCAUUGGAUUUGUUGCCAGUGGGAAGAAUAUUAAAUAAUGCCAGCCUUAUCCUUUAUAUGCUGUGAGCACAACAAAUAUAAAAAUUCCUUUCAACUUGAUUGUAUUAUUCAGUAUAUGGAGGUAGAAGUCCCAAAGACGGAUAUUUCAAAACCUGUACAAAUAAAAACUAUCUGUACAGACAGAUACAACUGUAGGUAUUGAGAAAAUAUAUUUUCAUUAUAAUUUGGGUGAACCGACCCUUUAAAAACCCAGCUUACUCUUACCUUCUCUUCAUCCUUUGCUCUUUACCUCUCACUCAUACCUAAAUUUUCCUACCUUUAACCUUCAUUUCCUCUCCCUCCAUAUUCUCUCCUCACUCAUCUCUCAAUCAUCUCUACGCCCUCUCCCCCUUCCAGCCGACCCUGAGCCCUGACCUACCCAAGCCAGUCAGCUGCAGCUGUGACCGGCGGUCAGGAGGUUAAGGCAAAGGUUGAGUGUCACACCCACAGGGUCACAGUGAUGCCUGGCUGUUGUGUUAGCUUGUGAAUGGAGGGUUCAGCGUGCCAGACGAGGUGGCGAGCCCCUGACGCCCUGACUCUUGCCUGAGCUUGCCCUUUCCCGAGCAGAGGUCACCGCAGAGGGCCUGUCCUUGCCACUCCCCCCAAACCUCCAGGUCACCAUCGCCGUUGUUGUAAUAGCUGCCUUUAGAGCAGAUGAUACAAUUAUCCUUCUAUUUUGUGUUCGCUCUCUCUAAGAUCUAUGUUAAGCUUCUGAGUUCAUCAAAGGUUUUUUAGACGACAUGAUUGUUGUAACCUCUGGGUGACUCUUGUAUCGAAGAGGCCACAUUACACCAAAAUGUCCAAUGGAAAGAAAAAGGUAUUUUUAUCAUGCAUGGCUCAAUAUAUGUACAUAUAUACAGAAGUGGAAGAAGUAUUCAGACCCUUUACUUAAGUAAAAGUAACAAUACAACAAUGUAAAAAUGCUCCUGCAUUCAAAAUCUUACUUACGUAAAAGUACAGAAGUAUUACCAGCAAAAUGUAUUUAAAUUAUCAAAGUAAAAGUAGUCUUUCUACAAAAAUGGAUCUGGUUAGUGAUUUAUUAUAUACUACAAUAUAAUUUUGUUAAUUAAUACUGAUGCAUCAAUACAUAUGUUGCAUUUUACUGUUGUAGUUGGUUGAGAUGGAGCUAAUUUUGACCAAUUCAUAUAUCGUCAAGUAGUUUAAUUUAUACCAGUGAAUUGUAUUUUAUAAGCUCAUCAUAUGAUUUUUUUAUGUAAAAUCCUAAUAUGCUAAGUAACUAAUUACUAUACAUGUAGUGAAAAGUAUAAUAUUUGCCUCUGAAAUGUAACAGAGUAGUAUAAAGUAGCAUAGCAUGGAAAUAGUCAAGUAAAUGCAAGUACCUCAAAAUUGUACUUUAGUACAUUACUUGAGCAAUCGUACUUUCCACUUCUGCAUCUCUCUCAGUAUUACAGCCUCAGGACUUGUAUAUAUUAUUACUUCUCAUUCUCUCACCACACUGUGGGAAAAGUACAUAAGUAUUAUUAGCAAAAUGUACUUAAAGUACCAAAUCUAAACAUACACAGGGCAGAAAAAUUAACCCUGUGAGUGAUGUAUUAUUAUAUCUUAUUUUAUUGGAUUAUUAUUAUUGAUCCAUUAAUGUGUACGUUGCAUUUUGCUAUUGUAGCUGGUUGAGGCUGAACUAAUUUUUAUUUAGUUUUUUGUUUAAAGAUAUAAGAUUUAUUGUAUAUGGGUUUUUUUUUUGCUAUAUAAUUUUUUAUUGUAUCCACAAAAACAGAACAAACAAACAAACAAAUGCACUCCUAAUAAAAUCACAAUAAAAGAGCAAAUACAUAGAGUUGAUAUAAAGUUAUAAAAUUACCAUCAGGGGUUGACAAAUUCAGGCAGAAUAAUUUUUACAGUCAAUCCAAUAACUAUAAUAUACAUAUAUAUAUAUAUAUAUAUAACAGCACAACAGACAAUAAUAUUAUCAUUUUCAUCCUCACUAUUAUUGAACUACAUUAAAAUUCUAAUUUAUAUACUGUUAGGUAGUUUAAUCUAAAAUCUAUAUACUACUCUAUGUAUCAUGUUUAAUAAGAUCCUUGUAUGUUUUGUAUGUAAAAUGUAAAUUUGUAAAGUAACUAUUUUGUAUGGAGUAUGUCAGUGGAGAACUGGUGUAAAAGAACAAUAUUUCCCUUCUGAAAUGUAGUGGAGUAUAAGUAUAAACUAUCAAAUAAAAACUAUCACUUAGAAAUUGUACAAUACAGUAUUGAGUAUGUGCACUUGGUAUCAUGCCCCCACUGGAACUCAUUGAACUGCUGGAGGUUUUUAACAGCUUUUAAAUAAAUGUUAUUCAAACAUAUUUCAAAAUUUCUCUGUUGAAUUAAUAAAGCCUUGUUUUAACCUUGAUCCAACAUGAAAGUGUGAAAGGUCUAAUCUAAUCUUGCUCAUGAUAAAAUUAUUGUAGGUAUAGGUGUGUGAUGAAAUAUGCCUCGAAAUACCAUUUUGUAAAAGGUCACUAAUGAACAAGUGAGAUAAGAAAGUCAAACAAAGCACAUGAGAACAGAUAGAUUUUUGUAUUUACACAGUCAUUGUCUGGACAGUGUAGAGGUUGUAACACUCAUCUGGUAACAUUUAAGAUCCACAUUUCUAGGCACAUUUCUACCCCCACAUGUAACAGCCAGCAUUCGAGCCUGUGGAUAGGGGAGUUUUUCAGUGCCUGAGAAAAAUACUCAAACCAUUAUUAAACAACAACAGAGGCUGUCAGUCAGUGUGGGGGAUGGAUGCAAUCACACACAUACAUCCACAAGAAGGGGGCAGUGACCUAGGGGUUUUAGGUCAACUCAUUUACUCUCUGCAUCCGUUCCUCAUUUUAAUAAGAUGUCCCUCUAUAAGCUGUAUAAAGAGAUCACAGCCUGCACCCUCAUCCCCACUGCCCUUUCUUUCUCAAAGCCAUUAGCUCACCUGUCACAACCACUACAUAUCCCCACUCAUCUCCUCCUCCUCGCUAUAUCUCUCUAUUCUCUGUUCGGUGCUCUGGGGACUUUGCCAUGCUGACCUGACACCUCUGUCCCUGGCUUUGGGACACCAACCAGCUCAUGGAGAGAUCAGGAGGAUGGGGUGCUAUUGGCACAGAGAAGUGCAAAAGAGUUUUGACCUCAAUCAAACGGCCAAUCACAUCCGCUUUGUCCUCCCCCCCUCAGAUAAUGACAGCAAACAGCUCAGACCAACAGGCCGCCUCACCACCACAACCACCAGAUAAAGGGUGAAAUCUUGUUGCUGGUGAAACUGAGUUCAGUUAUGGGGAUUCUCAUGCUAAAGCUCCUAUUAAAGGAUUGCAUGCCUGCUUUGUCUACAGGUUGAGGAAGUUGUUUGAUGCCUGAAAUUCAUUCUGGAUCCUUGGAUCAAUUAAUGAGUGUCAAGCUAUAAACUAAUUGUUUGUAGUUCCUGAGACCUCGACAUUUUAAAGGUUUACACUGACUGUAAACUAUGUGGCUAGAUGACAUGGAAAGGUUUUGUUUUAUUUUGUUCUUUAUAUCAUGAUUUUUGUUGGAAGACACUAAAAUAAAGAAAAGACAUUUUUCAUUUGGAAUAAGCAAGCACUAUUACAAAACUAAGUGACAAUGGAUGAGGUAGCCCCUCCACAAGCCAGAAUGAAUACUCUAAAGAAAACAGGGCUUAUAUAGUUUUUGACAAGAAUGUAGUGGGAAAGUGUAUUAUUUUAUAUUGUAUUUGUAGACUGGAUAGUUAUUAAGAAAAAUAUGUUUGUGAUCCAUUGUUUUGUUAUUGUGUUUCUAGUCAGUGGUAUUUCUGUGUAAAAUAUGUUUUACUUUCUGUUCCUUGGUUCAGGAACCAUGUGGUUUGCAGCAAUGAUUUGUUUUUCUUUGGAGUAUGAAUCAAGUAUAUGUGGUAUUAUUAUAUGUCAUGUUAUCCCAUGUGGGUAUGGAUCAUUUUAAAUAAUGGUAUAACACAAAACAAAUUCAUUAAUCCAUACAAAUUAGCAACAAAUUAAAGAAAAAUCAGAAUAAAUCAAUGGAGAAAGGUAACACAUGGAGAUAUAAGAAAGCAUUUGGAUGUGAAUAAUAUGCUAUGGCCUUCACAGUCACCAGAUCUCAACCCAACUGAACACCUGCAGGAGAUUUCUGACUGACAUGUGUGCUCUCCACCACCAUCAACAAAAGCCAAAUGAGAGAAUAUCUUUUGAAGGAAUGGUUUCAUCCCUCCAGUGGAGUUCCAGAGGCUCGUAGCAUCAGACUGCGAAGUAGGACAAAGAAAGCCUUCUUCAGUGUGCGGUAGUCCUUCAGUUUCAUGGCUGAGUCCUUUUAACCUUUCACUAAUAAUGAGUGUCACCACUUCCCUCACUGCCCCUGGAUGUGUGAACGCUUUUUGGACUUUUUAGAAUCAAACUGUCACCCAUCUGUACAGUGACAUAAAAAUAAAGGUAGUUUUCUUCAAAGGACCAUGCCACUCUUUGAAGGUUUUCAAGUAAAGGGUACUUUUUAGCUUUCUGCUGACAUUUUACACCUUUGUCAUAGAGUCUGACAGUAGAGAGAUGACAGGAAAGAAGGGUAGACAGAGAGAUGGGGAAUGACAUGCAACAAAGGUCCCAGGCCGGACUUGAACUGGGGUUGUUGCAGUUCAUUUUCAACACCAUAAAGGCCACCAGGGCACCCCUAACUUUUUCGGAGGAAUUUAUGUUUUUCCAUCUUAAAUGCAGCCACUGGUUUCCUUUUUCCUUUCCAUUGAUUGCAGUAUGAAAAUAAAUUUGCAGAGACUUGGCGCUUA